CAUACCAAGCACUUGGUCUUCGUCCUUGCGCUUGUUCACUCCUUACACCGUGAUGCUGUCGCCACGACCAUCGGCAACAGCACCACCCUUGUUGUCACCAUCACGGCCCACCACGCCGUCUACGACGGAUGGUCUGUUCCCCUGAUCGUCAAAGACCUCUUUGCCAUCCUCUCGGGCCACGUUCCUCGACCUGCGCCGUCGUCGCGACCGUUCCUCCAGUUCCUUGCUGCUGUGGAUCCGCUUGCCACCGAGGUGUACUGGACUGGCUCUCUGACGGCAAUCAAGUCGUCGGAGCGAGGAUUCCUCCCAUCGAUCUCACACCCGAGCGCCACUGAUGGUGCACUGUCAACCGGACCAGCCUUCAAGGAUCUGACUGUGGCGAUUGCACCGUCGCUCACGGACAUUAAGCGUGCGGCCCACGGCUUUGGGGUGACACCGGCGACGAUGGCCAAGGCAGCAUGGGCGAUGGUUCUCCACAAGUUCACACGUGUCGACGAUGUUGUGUUUGGCUGGGUUGUGUCGGGACGCCAGGUGCCAGUGCGUGGCAUCGAGAGAAUGGCCGGUGCCUUCGUCAACACCGUUCCUGCUCCGUUCUCAAUCAACCCAUCGCUGGCCCUUGCCUCGUUCCUCAAGACCACACAUGCAAGCCACAUCGACUCGCUCCCACACUCCCACGUGUCCAUGUCCAACAUCCUCAAGUGGCUCAACAAACAGACCUCGGAUCAGCUGAUGGACAGUCUGUUGGUCUUCCAGAACAACGAAAGUGUCCCGGACACAGUCACCACCGACUCGUUCAGCGUGCGCUGGAUCGACAGGAGCGGCAACAUCUCGGACUAUCCACUCACUGUCGAGGUUGUCUUUGCCAACGACUCGAGCGCCUCGGUCAGUCUUGCGUACAAGGCGACAAUGUUCAGCGACGAGAUCGUGGCCAGCAUCGGCGAGUGUCUGGCCUCCACCAUCGCUCGCAUGUGUGACUCGGCUUCCACGAACCUCAUGCUUGGCGACCUCGUUGGUCUCAGCGAGAGCGAGAUGGCGGCAGUGGUUGCUCUCGGCACCGGCCCAUCCGUCCCUCUCGAUCCAAACACACUCCUCCAACACCGAUUCGAGCACCACGCCGCCACGACGCCAGACAGCAUUGCCAUUGAGUGCGGCGACAACCAGAUCACUUACGGCGAGGCAAACCGACGAGCCAAUGUGCUGGCCCACCAACUGCGGUCGCUCGGGGUCACACGCAAUGUCCCAGUUGCGAUCCUGACCAGUCGGUCGGUCGAGAUGAUCGUGGGUCUGCUUGCGAUCCUCAAAGCCGAUGGCGUGUAUGUGCCAAUCGAUGCAAGCUAUCCGGUUCAUCGAAUCGAGUCGAUGAUUGCCGAUGUCUCGCCGCUUGCCAUCAUCCACACUGUUCCGGCGACGCCACUGGAGGCAAGCAUCAGUGCAAGCAUCCGCCAAGUGUUCAUGAACCAGACCGACGAUGGAUCCCAUGACGGCUCCGCUGCACCACAGUCCACAAACGACGGCACAGCACUGGCGUACAUCCUGUUCACAUCGGGAUCGACAGGAAAGCCAAAGGGUGUGACGAUCACACACGGCGGUGCUGUGAACACCAUCGACCAUGUCUCGCGCGAUAUUGCUGCUGCGGCAGCACACAGCAAACGGUAUCUCCUCUCGUCGGCGAUGACAUUCGACUACAGCAUGAUCCAGAUCUUCCCCUGCUUUGAUGUCGGCGGCUGUCUGGUUGUUCCGCCAGAACUCAACUUUGAUGCCUUCAAGCACUGCGACGUGGCGAUGACGACUCCGUCGCUGAUCAACUCCAUGGGUGCACCAGACGACUACACCAACAUCAGGUUCCUGAUGUCGGCAGGCGAGCGAAUCACCAACUCGACGAUCCAGCUGUGGAGAACGCGAUCGAGGCUGUACAACGGUUACGGUCCGACCGAAACAGCAAUUGUGAUCACCACGAAGCUGUUCAACGACGAUGUUCCGACCAUCGGAAAGCCGAUCCAGAACGGGUUCGUCAUGAUCAUGGACAAGAGCGGCCGACCUGUGCCAGUCGGAGUCGCCGGCGAGCUCUGGAUCGGCGGUGUCGGUGUCUCUCCCGGAUACGUGAGCCGACCCGAUCUCACGGCCGAGCGAUUCACCAUCAAUCCGUUCUUCGACAACAUGAGGAUGUAUCGAUCCGGAGAUCUGGUCCGAUGGACUGCCAACGGCGAGCUCGAGUGCUUUGGCCGAAUUGAUCACCAGGUCAAGAUCCGUGGCAUCCGGAUUGAGCUCGAUGAGAUCACCUCGACCCUCGACACCCACAUGGCACAGGUGUCGGCAUCGUGCGCGACAGUCAAGUCUGACCGCAUCGUUGUGUUUGUGUCUCCCGCCUCGGUCGAUAUCCGAGCGGUUCGCAGCACGAUCGAGAGCCAUCUCCCAGCGCACAUGUGGCCGACGCUGAUUGUACCGCUUGAACAACUGCCAAUCAACAACAACGGCAAGAUCGAUCGACUGGCUCUCGACGCUAUCGAGGUCAGCUUUGAAACGAACGAGACGAUCCAGCCGGCCGAGACCGAGACUGAGAUGCGUCUGGUUGACACUUGGAGCCGUGUACUUGGAGUCGAGGUGGCCAAGAUCGGAACCAACCACACGUUCUUCGAGGCUGGCGGCGACUCUCUCAAAGCGAUCGCAGUUGUAUCCGAGGCACAGAAGGCAGGAAUUGAGUUCUCGGUCAAGGAUCUGUUCGAGCACCCGACCAUCGCCGACCUUGCCUCUGCAAUCGACGGCGAUUCUCUGUCAAAGCCGAAGCUGAAACAACCAUCAGCACUCGUGUCCAAUUCUGAGCUUGCUGCUGUUGAAGCCAGGCUCAAACACUUUGAUAUUGCGGCAGAAGAGGUUGAGAACAUUCUUCCUGCCACUCCCCUGCAGCAAGUGUUGCUUGAGUGGGUCAAAUCGCAACCGCACGCCUUUGGUGCCACAGACGUCUUUGAAGUCCGAAAUGUCUCGCUGGAUCAAAUCACAGACUCCUGGAAGCGGCUCUCUGAUCUCUACGAAACCAUCCGAACCCGUUUCGUCUCGACUGAAUAUGGCGUAUUCCAGGUCAUCUUGUCCCCUGACUCUACACAUUGCGAGAAGCCCAUACUUCUCUCUGAUCCUUCGCUCCUGGAAAACAUCUCCAAGCCGUCGUUCCUGGAAACUCCAGACAGCUCAUACAUCGAGAAUCGUGCAUUCAUGUCCCUCUAUGUGGCUGAAUGCUACGACUCUGAACAAACCCUGAGAGUCGUGAUCACAAAUCACCACGCUAUCUAUGACGGAACAUGUGCCAGCUUCCCUUUCUUGGACUUUUACAAGUUGUUCAGCGGAGAAUCGCCUCAGAAGCGCCCAUCCCAGCGAGGUCUCUUUGAAUAUGUCUCCUCGCUCGACAAGGUCGCCACGGCAAAGUAUUGGCAGGGGCUCCUCCAUGAUCAUGGGGAUUUUGCCCGUAUACCAUCUAUUCAAGUUCCAGGAAUGGAGACGCGGAAACAUCUGCGAUACAUCCCCACAGCCCACGCCAAGCGGUCCCUCGAAACGGAUCUCCAGCAUAUGACAAGCGUAGCCCGAAAGCGCGGAGCAACUAUUGGUGAUCUAGCCCAGGCGGCGUGGGGCCUCACGCUGUCGUCCAUAUGUGGCAAACCAAAGAUUGCAUUCGGAUCGUUGCUGUCGCGGCGCAACGCCCCAGUUCCGAACUUUGACCGCACCAUGGGAGCAUUCACCAACAUCAUCCCCGUGGUCCUCAACUGUGGUCCUGGGUCCUCUGUGGACAACCUGCUUCGAGCCAUCCAAGAUCAACGUGUUCAUUCGUUUGACCAUAUGCAUGUGACAUUCACCGAGCUCACCAGCUAUGCACAAGCAGCGGACAUUGUCGACGUUAUCGAGACCAUGUUGCUGGUGCAAAUUAACCCCGAGAAUAGCUCACUCCAGAGCAUUGCUGUCACUGACGCUCCAGGCGUACCCAACAUCAAGCAUCUCGGAUCCAUACAUCCGGACUAUGAAUGUAUGGAUCAACCUCUGGAAUGCGUCCUCGAGUUUGAAGGCGGACAGCCGACAUUCAAUUUCUACUAUGCUGCAAAGAUUUACGACACCUCCGUUAUUCAGCGCUUGGCCGAUACCUUUGCCUCGCACUUGCUCGACAUCUUCUCUGAUGACAACGUGGCGGACCCAGCCCAGUGUUGAAUCUAUUCCGGGUGGGGAUAACGAUACGGAAGACAUUUGAUUUGCUUUUGUCACGCUGUAGUCUUUGCGCAUGAGAAGGGGGACACCCCGAUUCGAGCCAGGACAGCUGUUCUUUGCUGGAGCCUGAAUACACCUACCUACCCACCCCA
Molecule: messenger RNA, 4337 nt
Organism: Polychytrium aggregatum
Lineage: Eukaryota; Fungi; Chytridiomycota; Chytridiomycetes; Polychytriales
Exons: 5
Biological process (GO): amino acid activation for nonribosomal peptide biosynthetic process; secondary metabolite biosynthetic process
Cellular component (GO): cytoplasm
Molecular function (GO): phosphopantetheine binding; catalytic activity
Source: RefSeq, a predicted model, not a curated record